AUGUCCGUCCCGGCGGAUGGCUCUCGCCCACCGGAGGAUGGCCGCGCUUCAGUUUGUGCCCGGCCUUCCUCUGCUUUCCCCAGCGGAACGGCGGCGGGCGAUACGCUCACCGACGAUGUCCUCAUAGAGAUCCUCUCGCGGGUCCCCGCCAAGUCACUCUGCCGCUUCAAGUGCGUCUCCAGCCACUGGCUCGCCCUCAUCGACCACCCGGACCACCGCAAUAAGCUCCCCCAAACCCUGGCCGGCUUCUUCUACACCAGCAGCAAAAGCAGCGUCGAACAGCUCUUCUUGGAGCUUCCAUUCCGCUUCGCCGGUGUCUCGGGGAAACGCUGCCCUCCAGUCGACACCUCUUUUUCCUUCCUGCCCAGCCAUCGGCGCGUCGAUCUACUAGACUGCUGCAAUGGCCUCCUCCUCUGUCGCUGGUACGGCGUUUCCUCUCUUGGUGAUGAGUUUUGUUACAUCGUGUGCAAUCCUGCCACGAAGGAGUGGGUUUCGUUGCCCGACCGUAGCCAUGAAAACAAGGUGGGCAUAGAGCGUCUGGGUUUCGAUCCGACCAUGUCUUCCCACUUCUAUGUGUUUGUGUUGCUAGAGAAUGUCAACUUUAACGCCUACCUUUCUGAAGUGGAAGUGUAUUCGUCGGAAACCAAGAGAUGGGUUUACAAGGAAAUUGGAUGGAACAAAAGAAUUGUGCUUCCUGCUGAGCAGUCUAGCGCUGUCUUCCUCAACGGCUGUUUGCAUUUUUACUCCUUCGGCAAAAGCACUCACAGGACUGUCUGCAUUAUGCCAAGUUCAAGAGAGGUGAUGGUAAUGUGGUUCGACUAG
Triticum dicoccoides is the source of this 822-nucleotide messenger RNA. RefSeq names its product F-box protein At5g07610-like. The record is from RefSeq and is a predicted model, not a curated record. Gene Ontology annotation, molecular function: protein binding. Bases 1 to 822 code for a protein of 273 amino acids. Lineage: Eukaryota; Viridiplantae; Streptophyta; Magnoliopsida; Poales; Poaceae. The transcript has 5 exons.